Manihot esculenta (cassava) is the source of this 672-nucleotide messenger RNA. RefSeq names its product 40S ribosomal protein S16. Gene Ontology annotation, molecular function: structural constituent of ribosome; RNA binding. Gene Ontology annotation, biological process: translation; maturation of SSU-rRNA from tricistronic rRNA transcript (SSU-rRNA, 5.8S rRNA, LSU-rRNA). Bases 74 to 520 code for a protein of 148 amino acids. Gene Ontology annotation, cellular component: cytosolic small ribosomal subunit; ribosome. The transcript has a single exon. NCBI's taxonomy places the organism in Eukaryota, Viridiplantae, Streptophyta, Magnoliopsida, Malpighiales, Euphorbiaceae. The record is from RefSeq and is a predicted model, not a curated record.
UUCAGCACUCUUUUCCUCUCUAUUUUAUUUCUUGUCAUUCUUCCUCUCUCUCUCUCUCUCUCUCUCAAACGCAAUGAUGGCAGCGCCAGCGGCACCAAUCGAGUCCGUACAAUGCUUCGGCCGCAAGAAGACUGCCGUGGCAGUCACCCACUGCAAGCGCGGGAGAGGCCUAAUCAAGAUCAACGGCUGCCCAAUCGAGCUGGUGGAGCCGGAGAUUCUCCGCUUCAAGGCAUAUGAACCUAUCCUUCUUCUUGGUCGGCACCGUUUUGCUGGGGUCGACAUGCGAAUCCGAGUCAAGGGUGGCGGUCAUACCUCCCAGAUCUACGCCAUCCGCCAGAGCAUCGCUAAAGCCCUCGUCGCCUACUAUCAGAAGUACGUAGACGAGCAGAGCAAGAAGGAGAUAAAAGACAUAUUGGUCAGGUACGACAGGACUCUGUUGGUGGCUGAUCCUAGGCGCUGCGAGCCCAAGAAGUUUGGUGGUCGUGGUGCUCGUGCCAGGUUCCAGAAGAGUUAUCGUUGAAUUGGAGGUUGUAUUAUAUGCUUUUAUGAUAUUUUUGAAGUAAUGCUAAAUGGAUUCUUGGUUGAUUUCAUAUGCUUUUGAGUUCUGUAUUAUUAAAAUUGAGAUGGUUUGACUGCUUCUAAGAUUGAUAAAUUUAGCGGGAUUUUCUUUUA